AUAAGGUCAAAAAUUUGUAUAUUUCACUACUACAAGCUAUAAAUAAAACAUUUUAAUGGAAUCCUAAUGGUAGUUCGACCUCAACAGGCCCAUGGUAGUCGUUAUGCGGUAUUGAAUACAAAAAUUGCAUAUACUCUGCAGGCAACCCGGUUUCUUCUCCCCCUUUAACAAUGGUUUUCAGGUAAGCUACUGAAGGACGAUUAUCAUGAGGUAGCUCUGAUAAAUCAUCUACGUCUGGAGUAGUUGCGGUUUGUUGAUAAACCCUGGCUUGCACUUUUUCGCCACUAGGCAAGUGUACGUCUACUUGGAGUACUCUGUAAAUAUUUUCGUGGACACCUUCUUGUCUAGAACAAGAACACAUAGAGUGAAUUUUUCAAAAUUCUAGAAUCAUCCUGUUCUAGUUGUUCCGAUUGAAAACGCUAUGGCAUUCAAGUGAUUUUGACAAUCGGCAAAUUUGAGUGACGUUUUAAAAAUGGCCACAGUUUUAAAAAUACUGUAUUAAUAUUUGUGUUUGGUAGCCGAAAAAUUAAAUUUUACGUAAUAAUUACCUAUCCAAAUGUUCCAUAUCGGACUGAUCUAAGUGCCAGAGAGCUCCCCAGACAUUUUUGCAUUGUUUUUCGACAAUAGUAGCGCUCGCUCCUUUCCAUCUUUUGGAAUACGUCACGAAGCUUAAUUGGUAAUCCUACAAAAAUGAGUGACAAAUCACCAUCAGCUGAUUCAACGCCCCCAAGCGAUACAAAGCCACCAGCAGAGGAAGUUCAAAGUCAAGAAAAACCCCAAGAAAAACCCUCUGAAACCCCCACCUCUGAGCCUCAACCAACCCAAACAGACCAGCAAGGUGAGACUUCCCAAGCUGAAGCUGCAACUAGCUCUCCAAAGACCAAAAUUAAUGUCAAUGUAAAAACCCCUAAAGAAAGGGAAACAUUUGAAGUGGACGAUGAUCUCAACAUCAAAGAAUUCAAAAAACUCAUAUCACCCAAAUUUGGUACUGAGCCUGAACAGUUGUCCCUAAUUUUUGCUGGCAAAAUCAUGAAAGAUGCUGACAAUUUAAAAUCGCACAACAUAAAAGACGGCCUCACUGUUCAUUUAGUCAUUCAUGCUGCACCCAGAACUCCAGAAAACCAAGCUCCAAGGCCACCUGCUGACAUAUCAGCCACUCCUUACAAUCUAGGAGGCUUAGGUGGCCUGGUUGGCCUAGAAGGCUUAGGUAUGGGUUCUUCCAACUUUAUGGAAAUUCAAAAUCGCAUGCAAAACGAACUACUAUCAAACCCUGAAAUGUUAAGGUCUUUAUUGGAUAAUCCUUUGGUGCAAAGAUUCAUGAAUGACCCAGACAACAUGAGGACUCUUAUUACCAGAAAUCCACAAAUGCAAGAUCUUAUGGAAAGGCACCCAGAAAUCAGUCACAUGCUUAAUAAUCCAGAUUUGUUGCGCCAAACAAUGGAACUUGCAAGGAACCCCUCUAUGCUUCAAGAAUUAAUGAGAAGUCAUGAUAGGGCAAUGAGUAAUUUAGAAAGCAUUCCUGGUGGAUAUAAUGCCUUACACAGGAUGUACAGAGACAUUCAAGAACCAAUGUUAUCUGCUGCAACAGAGCAAUUCACACAAAACCCUUUCUCUGGCUUGAUGGAUGGCACUCAAGUUAACAAUCCUCAACAAGGUACAGAAAACAGAGACCCAUUGCCAAAUCCUUGGAGUAGGGGUUCACCAAAUGCCCCACCCGCACCAACUACUCCAGGUCCAAAUGUUUUAAAUAAUCCCCCAAUGGCCAGUUUGCUCCAGCAAAUGUCAGAAAAUCCAUCUUUGAUCCAAAACAUGUUGAGCGCACCUUACACUAGAUCAGUCAUGGAAGCUUUAACUGCAGACCCAACUAUGGCCAACAGCCUUUUAGCUGAAAACCCAUUAUUUGCUAGCAAUCCUGAAUUGCAAAACAGAAUGAGGACAAUGAUGCCAGAGUUUUUGCAGCAACUACAAAAUCCAGAAAUGCAAAAUUUGAUGACCAAUCCACAAGCGUUAAAUGCUAUAAUGCAAAUUCAACAAGGUAUGGAAACAUUGGGUAGGGUAGCACCAUCGUUGGUGAAUACUUUUGUUCCUCCCACUCCCAAUCAGACUACUACACAGUCCAGUGCAGGCACUGCAACUACACCUACUACCACUACAGCUCCUACUCCACCUCCAACUGCUCCAAAUCUCAACAGAGACGGAUUUUCCGAGUUUAUGGCAAGAAUGGUAGCAGGAAUGUCAGCUGGAAAUGACCAAUCAGCACCGCCAGAAGAACGCUAUCAGCAACAGCUAGAACAAUUGGCGGCAAUGGGUUUUGUUAAUCGGGAACUCAAUUUGCAGACUUUAAUAUCAACUUUUGGAGACAUUAAUGCUGCAGUAGAAAAAUUGUUAGCUUUAGGGCAGUUGCCGAUGAGCUAACCAUUUUUUAAACACUUUUUUGCAAUACAUUAACGGUUUUUCAGUAGUUACAGAUGUUGCGCUUGUUUCUUUUUUAUAUAGCCUUUAUACAUGUAAAAUCCAAAAAAAGAAAUGUUCAAUCUUUAUAUUUGCUUUUUAAAAAUGGUCACAAUCGGCUGAUUUUUAAAUAUUUAUAAAUAAUGGGGGAUGAUUAUUUGUCAAAUUUUAAUAUAACUUUUAAUGGAAAAAUCUGUACUAUUUUUGAAUAUUGCCUCAAUAAGGUGUAUUGUAUAAUGUAGUUUAUUAACGUUUGAAAUUCCAAAAAAAAAUAUAAUGCACAUUUAUUAUUAUUUAUGGUUAAGAAUAUAAAAAUAAUGUUUUUUAAAUAAUAAUCUUUAUGUUAUAGUUUUUAUUUUUGAAAGAAAAUCUCAGUUUUUUUGAAAAUAAGGCUGGAUUUUACAGGUUACAGAUUCAUUGAAUGAAACACCUAGCUGAUAAGUAUCUAAAAAAAAAAAAAUAUAAAAAAUUAGGUGUGAAGUAAUUUUGUUUGAUUUUAAUCUCUUCCAUAUUUAUGAGAGUCUUUUGGUUUAUCUAUUCUAACAAUUUCCUCAGCUACAUUAAAGUAUCCCAAAUAUUCUACUGAUUCUGGCGUGGUAUCGAUAUGAUAGUGACCGGCUUCUCCAUUGGGGCCAAAACUGUGGAAGUGUUGCACUCUCAAAUCAAUAGCACCCUAUAUCAAGAAAUAUAAAAUUAUAAGUUUUAUUUAUAUUUUUUAACUAUUUACCCCAUCGUUACUAGUAAAAGUGCCCACUGCAGUUAAUGG
Molecule: messenger RNA, 3217 nt
Organism: Ceutorhynchus assimilis (cabbage seed weevil)
Lineage: Eukaryota; Metazoa; Arthropoda; Insecta; Coleoptera; Curculionidae
Source: the annotation of a GenBank genome assembly